This is a messenger RNA of Helobdella robusta, 2244 nucleotides long. RefSeq lists its product as hypothetical. The transcript is spliced from 2 exons. NCBI's taxonomy places the organism in Eukaryota, Metazoa, Annelida, Clitellata, Rhynchobdellida, Glossiphoniidae. Bases 1 to 2244 code for a protein of 747 amino acids. The record is from RefSeq and is a predicted model, not a curated record.
AUGAAUGCAAACUGCCAACCCCUUUGCUGUUGCAUGCCACAGUACUGUGCUGUUUUCUGCCAACAAGCUUGUCCAAAACCGCAACAGCAAUGCCAGUUAAAGCAAAAAACUUUCCCGAGCAAACAGCCGACCAACGUACAAACGCAGCAACAAAACAGUGCCCCACCACAAACAAAUUAUCAAAAUGGACAACAAAUUAAUGGUCAGCAGCAAAUUUAUAAUCAGCAACAAAGAUGCUCACAAGCACAACAACAAUCGUAUUUCCAAUCUAGGCAACAAAACAAUUGUCAACUACAACAAUGCGGACCUAUGCAGAACUAUCCGCAAACGCGUUUCAUGUGCCAGCAAAAUAUUGUUUCUGAACGACCGAUGCAAUCUCAGUGUUUAAAUGAGAUGAGUGAACUUCCAAAACCGCAAGGUACUCAACAGAAUGAUCCUAGCAACAACCCAGUUAACCACUUUGCUGAAUCGCAUGCAAAACUAGAAAAAUGCAUUAAACUGUGCCUCGACAAAUGUCAUUCGAUUCAAAUGAAACACCAUCAACAAGUGUCAAGUUUUUACGAAAAAAGUUACAAUCCUGCAAAAACAGAGUGUAUUCCGAAACAACAAGACGCUUGCUUUUCUCAAACGCCAUGCCCAGACAAACAAAGAACAUCAUAUCUUGACAGGUGCUCUCCCAACGAAUUGCAGUCUCCACAAAUUCAACAAAAUCAUCAAAACUGCAAUGAAGGAUGGAAACACGGCACGAACAACCAGCCUACAUCUGACGCUUCGCCAAUCAACACAUUGAAUUUCAUUGAUCAGUGUCAGCCAACUUCGAACGUUACAGAUGAUUUCAAAAGUUACCAAAAGUGCAAUAAAAACGCUACCUCAUUAAAAAAACCUACUAUAAAUUACAAUGAGGAAUUUUUGAAAUGUCAGCAAAAGUUCAAAUCUUUAAACAAAGAAUUAAUUAAUCCAUCAAGCAUCGUCGUCCGCAAAGGGUCGCCAAAAUUAUCAAAUCAGUUUAAGAGUCAAUUAUGCAAAGAAGAGCCAAAUAAUGAACCAAUGUUUAAAAAUUGCUCACAUUUUAAAUCUAUUUGGGAUUCAGAAAGAUAUCCAGCCAUUGCACAAACCCCGUUCGGACAAACGAAUGUUAUAAAAAAAUCAAUUGAAAAUAACGAUCCAUCCACUCCUCGAAGACGUUUCGACCACGUUGCCGAAAGUGUUAAUCCAUGCUCAGAAUAUAUACAAGCAGUGUGCAACUGUUUGAAACAAAAUUUCAGUGGCUCAAUAAACGAAGCUAAGCUUUCCGUAAGUGAUAACCAACGCAAACGUUCAAAAAAAGAGCGAAAAAGAAAGGAUUGUCUGAGAAUUAAAAUAACGGGAAAAAAUUCGUCCGAGGAAAAUAUGUUGUUUCAAAUACCAGUAAAUGUUUUUGAGAAAGGAAUAGAAUUUAUGAAUAACUGUCCUGUUCAACCAUUUUUAAAACAUAACAAAACUAAACUCAGUGAAGACAGAUUACACCGCAAAAGAAGCAAGUCUAUUAGUGAAAAAAAAUCAAAAUCAUCUGACACAAGCAAUAAUCAGUCAAUAAAAAUAAAUAAUCGAGAAGCGCUACAAAACUUUCGCAACGGAAAUGUGUUGAUGUUCUUCUUUUUCAUUUGGCAAUUUAUAUGCGAUAUGUUUCAUAGAUUGAGGUGUAGCAACGUAAAAAAUAACGUUAGGAGAUACGGCAACAAAAAACAUUCAAAAGAAUCAAAGCCUUCAAUUGAUCAGCAGCGGCAGCACGUUGAAAAGAUGCAGUCGGGCAAACAAAACAAAAGAACAUCGGACGGCACUUUGGAAUUUGGUUCACGAAGGCCUACGAAGUCAUCCAAUAAGAGUCGCAAGUCAAAGUCCAUCAACGAAGAAUGCGAUGACUCAUCAGACGGCAGCUUAUGUCACUUUAAAAGUAACUGCCCCCAAUUCGAAUGGUCUUCAGAAAGCAAUAUUAAAAGGCGAAACGAAAACAAAGAGCAGAAAACCAAUAGCGGUGAGACAAGAAGAAGUAGUGCUGAAGCAAAAAAAGAUAGUGGUGAAAUAAGAAAGAGCAGUGAAAUGAAGAAGACUAGCAUUGCUUUCAAAUUGGCAGAAAAAUUUGACGAAAGUUCUUCCGAUAUAAAUGCUGUUGAAAGCCAGUCAAAGGUUGAAAAAAACAGCAUCGGUGGGCCAAGUAGGCAGGCGAUGAAACCAGCCAGCAGGAACACAAGUCUCAAUCAUUGA